This is a messenger RNA of Colletotrichum godetiae, 2832 nucleotides long. RefSeq lists its product as uncharacterized. Lineage: Eukaryota; Fungi; Ascomycota; Sordariomycetes; Glomerellales; Glomerellaceae. Bases 1 to 2832 code for a protein of 943 amino acids. The transcript has a single exon. The record is from RefSeq and is a predicted model, not a curated record.
AUGAUUCGCCUUGUAGGGGUUGUUCAAGUUCCUCUUGAUUGCCUUCAGAUCCUGGAGUUGGGGCAACGCAUAUAUGACCCAGACCGCUGUGAUUAUCUAGCUUCCGUCUUCGACGGCCACCGUAUCAGUCCUGAAAGGGUUAGUAACCAAAUUGAUGGCAUCAUCCUUGAACAGACCCUGCAGGAAAUACUUUUGACCCUGCGAAUUUCGGCCAAAAGACUCGAAAUCACUCUCACUCAUAGUCCGUAUCCUCAAAUAUUUGGCCACAACGUUUAUUAUCUUCAAGGUCGCCAUCGCCUCGAGGCAGCCAAAAAGUCGCGUGAUGCCCUUACAUGGGUCGUGCGACUGCACGUCACUGACAGCUGGCAAAACUUCAUCCACGAUGAAACAAGGUUCAUCAAGAGUCAAACCGACUGGUACAGUCAUGAGAGGGAAUGGUCAGACGGAGACAUUUAUAUCAAGCUGAGAGACUCUCAGAUACGCCGCGAUGAAAACACAGAAAGACAGUUCACCGUACGACUGGGGCCCAUGAAACGUAAGUCAAUGGCGGUCAUAGAGGCACGCCCGGAAAUCCAAAAUAUGCUGGAUAGAUUCACAGGUUUCCCCGGUUUACUACAAGGACUCAAACUUGGCAUGUGGUAUAAGUAUUGCCAGUGGCUUCAUUUGGAUCCCGAAGUGACGGCAUACAUGCAACGAAUCGCACGUGUGAGUGCUGAAAUGACAGACGGCGUAGGUGAAUUUGAGCGAUGCAUAGACGUCAAUACGAUUAGAACACUUGAGGGACGUUUAUCUUCGAGCGCUGUAGACCGAAAAGUCAUCCAGCGGGGUUUCAGUUCCGGUAGACUUUUCCCAAAGGUGAUUGACAAGUCCUGGCGAGAGAGGAUUGAGUACAACGUGCUCAAAAUACCCGUUCUCAUACCCAGCCUCAAGUCUUUCCAUGAAAACAUGAAAGUCUUAAGCACGGCAGCUCAAAUCGUGAAAACCCUUUUGCUACCGGACCACACACACGAGAAAGGGACAUUGCAGCAGCAGCUCCAGGAGUUUUGGAACCCAUCUGCUCGCCUUGUCGUAGAAAUCUCAGAAGGACAGUUUCGGUAUGGGAUGGGAUCCUCAUCUUUCGAAGUGGCCUACGUUCAUUUGAUGCUAGCGGCCAUUCGUCAGUUCCCAUCUCUGCAACAUACCGACAGCCCUCGGGUCAGCAGGGGCAGAGCGUAUGUGUCCCACGUCGACGCAGCGUGUCAAUCGCUUUUUUAUCGACGAGCUCACUUACUAGGCUUCCGAAACCACGUCGUUGCGCAAGGCUGUCGGAUGCGAACACAGCCUUUCGACUUUCCUAGAGGGGAAUUAUUACCAGACGAAGAAAUUCACUUUCUUUCAAAGGUAGACCGUCGUUGGGGCCGGCCGCACAUUGAGACCUUUCAACAAAUACAGCAAAUUCUUUUCCUGCCUCGUCUGAUUGAAAGCGAGGAUAGCAAUGAGAUAUCAAUCAUGCGCAUUCAGAAAGAUUUUGUCAAUGCUUUUUUCGGGUCUUAUUCAUUACAGUUAGAUGGUUCCACGCCGAUCAUAGACAUCAACACGGAAAAAGCAGCUGGAUGCCCAAAGUCGGUCUCAGCAAUGGGUCCCUUUGACUACCGGUCUCAAGUAAGUGGGGUAUACAGGCCCUGCGAUAAGGAGGACGUGUCAAUGUCAGGGACCGAUUAUGAGGAAGGUGCCGCAGAGGACGUCGUUAUGCAGGACUCACUUUCUGAGCAAUCGUCGUCUUCUGAUAUUUCAGAAAGGACGAUGAAAUUGAAAACGGAGAGCCGUCGAGACAUCAUGACGCUUGAUUUCAAUAAAGCCCCUCUACCGAGGAUUCGGGCCGCAAAUCGUCAAGCAAAAUCUAAACUAUCACCAAAUAUCCUGCCGUUUAGUGAUGCAUCAGAUACACAAACCCAUCGAGAUGCCGGACCUGGAGGACUUCAAGGCAUUGGAGAAGCGUUAGCCGCGCGAAAAACCGGUCGCUUAGAUACUUGCAUCUCUGAUCAUCCCAGCGUGAACUUCCUCCCCCAGGGUCCCCAACUUCAGCGAAUCUCAAGCACAAGCAUACCAUUCUCCACGUCGACAAGGCAUCCAGAUUCAAGUCUGUUUUUGUUACCAGAAGAACAAGGGCACAGGUCUCUACAGCCAUCGUCUCGUCUCACGCCCGGAGAGACCAGAUCGUUCGGCUAUGUUCACAAUCGGGCAUCCCAGCCGAGCACUCCGCAAAGUUAUCAACAGAGUAAUGCCCGAACCAUCGGAUUGCCCGACUUUGGCAACUACGAUCUCAAAAGAAUCUCAUCAUCUCAAGACCAUAACUCUAUGAUGGCGACAAGCCUUUCUCCAUGUGAAGAGAUCAAGUUGAAACGAAUAUCUAGCCUUCAAAACAGUAAUUCAUCUCACUCUUCUAGCACAAGAAGCUCAAGCAUCAAGCAACCCCAGAGAAUAUCAAGCUCUCAUGACGCACGCACCACGUUGCCAUCGUAUUUACCGUGGCAAGUCUCUUACCGCCGAAUCAAAUCCGAGGAGGGAGAGAUGGCGAUUGAUUCUAUGCCCAUACACUCGCCGCAAAUUAUCGGAGCGCAGUUGCCCUCGAGCUUGAACAGAGUCCAGUCAAGGGAUACGAUGUUGGGCGAUCGAUACCAUGAGUACAACUUCAAUGCUGCCAUUGACUCUUCUGAUCCAUUUUCACUAGACGGAUCGAGUAUCACGACGAGAUCUACAUUGCUGAGCUUCUCGGGAGAUAGGGCUGGUCUGAAUCACGGCUUAGACGGUAUACAGGGGUUCGAUGAUAGCGAGGAUAGCAUGAUUCUCUGA